AGUUUUGAAUCUUGCUUGAACAGUCGCUAAGAUUAUUUGGUUGUGAUCUUUGUAAAAUAACUAUUUUGGAUGCAGCAGUUGUUAGCUAGAAUGCUAACGCUCGUUGACAGGCUGUAGCAAAGGCUAGCCAAAGAGCCAUUUUGCUGGUUGAAGUUGAAGUGUUUUUUAAAAAGUAUAAUGCAGUUGAUUUGCGAUGAUGACACAAGCAAGACAUUCAUACAAGGCUUAAAAUCAAAUUAUAACAAAAAGUAGUAUGAAAUGCACUCAUAAGCAACAUGUAAAUAUUGGCUCUUUCCCCUGUGUCCUAUAAGAACUUGCCCUUGUUCUGUCAUCAAUUUACGCGCAUCGCCAUCGUGUGGCAAUGUGUGCAAACACAGAAAAGGGUCUAUAGACACCUUUCCAGUGACGUCAUAUCAUACUAUCCUCUCUCAGCCAGCGCUCCAACCAGCAGCCGAGGAUUGGCCAAUGGCCUGAUAGCGUGAGCUCUGCUCACCGAUGUGUUGUUCUUGAUUGGACGGUUCAGAUACAGAGAGGGCGGGACACCAAACCUGCGAACCCGAGUUUGUACCUAUCUCAUUAUCAUAAAAUAUUUAGCGUCCCUUAACCAUCUGACAUGUCGGGUGGAAUAAUUGUUAUGGUUUUUAAUACUUUUCUUUUGGAUUAACGGAUAUUUAUAUAUAUUCAAUAUUACUGGGGCUACGAUUUGCUAAAGUAACUGAAAUAGGAUGCUCAAGUCUACGCCAGUAAAUAUAAUAUUUGUUCUUUUUGAAAUAAUAAUUGCUGAACUGUGAUGAGAUUUUAUUGGACAAUUGAUUCUAUUUCAUGAUCUUGGCUACUUUUUGUUUUUGCGAUUUAGUUUCAGGUUAUAGGUUAGGAAACAUUCUGAACAGUGGUAAUUUAUUGAAUGAGUUAGCCUAUUCAGUUCAAGUAGCCUAGUAUAAUAAUUUAAUAAAGAUGUGGACUUUUCUUGGAAUUGCAAGUUUCACCUACAUUUAUAAGAAAUGCGACACAGUUUUGGAGUAUGCUCACAAAGAGAUAAUCCUGGCGGCUGUAGUGUUCUUGGCAGUGGGGAUGCUGCUAUCCUAUGUCAGGUAUCACGGACAUACAUUCAAGGUACCCCAAAUUCUACAAUUACCGCUGGAACUUUUAUUAUCCCUACCGGUCAUCAAUACAUUUAUACCGAAACCCUCAGCUGUCAGGCACAGGAGUGGAGAGAGCGGUUCAAAGAAGGGAGGUGGCAGGAGGAAAAGAGUGUGUUCCUCAGGCAUGGAGAGCCCCCCAGCAGCAGGGGACUCUGCUGCAUCUCAGGAGCCGGAUGUGAUCAUAGUAGGAGCGGGAGUCCUGGGGUCGGCCAUGGCUGCAGUGCUGGCCCGGGACGGCCGGAGGGUCACUGUGAUAGAGAGGGACCUGAAGGAGCCUGACAGGAUAGUGGGAGAGCUGCUGCAGCCUGGUGGAUACAGGGCCCUGCGAGAACUGGGAAUGGAGGGUUCAGUGGAGGGGCUGGAUGCCCACGUGGUGAACGGCUAUGUGAUUCAUGACAUCGAGAGCAGCACAGAGGUGGAGAUCCCAUAUCCCCAGGCAGACAGCAGUAUCCAGUGUGGCAGGGCCUUUCACCACGGACGCUUUAUCAUGGGCCUGCGCAGAGCCGCCCUCGCUGAGCCAAAUGUUACGCUCAUAGAAGGCACCGUGUCCAGCCUGGAGGAAGAGGAUGGCUGUGUGACAGGAGUGCAGUACAGGGACAAGGAGACAGGAGACACAAAGGAGGUCCAUGCAGCAGUAACUGUAGUAGCUGACGGCUGUUUCUCAAAGUUCAGGAAGAGCCUGGUAGCUGGGAAGGCCCAGACCUCCUCUCACUUUGUUGGAUGUAUCAUGAAGAACUCUCCCCAGUUCAAGCCCCACCAUGCUGAGCUGGUCCUGGCCAACCCCAGCCCUGUCCUCAUCUACCAGAUCUCCUCCUCAGACACCAGGGUGCUGGUGGACAUCAGGGGAGAGAUGCCCAGGAACCUCACCGAGUACAUGGCUGAGAAAAUACACCCACAACUACCAGAACACCUAAAAGAGCCGUUCAUGGUGGCUCUGCAGAACGACCGGCUGAGGUCUAUGCCAGCAAGCUUCCUGCCUCCGUCCCCAGUCAACAAGCCAGGUGUGCUCCUGCUGGGUGACGCCUACAACAUGAGACACCCUCUGACCGGAGGAGGGAUGAGUGUGGCCCUCAACGACGUCCUGAUCUGGAGGAGCCUGAUGAAGAACAUCCCUGACCUGUACGACAACAUAGCCAUGCUCCAGGCAAAGAAAAAAUUCCACUGGGAACGCAAGUCAUCACAUUCCUUUGUGGUGAAUGUGUUGGCUCAAGCCCUGUACGAGUUGUUUUCUGCAACCGACAAUUCUCUCCACCAGCUGAGAAAGGCAUGCUUCCUUUACUUCAAGCUGGGUGGGGAGUGUGUCAACGGUCCCAUUGGUCUUCUCUCAGUGUUGACGCCCAGUCCGAUGACUCUGAUUGGACACUUCUUUGCCGUGGCCUUGUACGCCAUCUACUACAGCUUCAAGUCUGAGUCGUGGUUCACCAAACCCCGAGCCUUAUUCACGAGUGGAGCUAUCCUGUACCGCGCCUGUACCGUCAUGUUUCCCCUCAUCUACUCUGAGUUCAAGUACCUGGUGUACUGAGCAGUGAUCUAACCUGAGCCCUAACCCAGUGGAACGCACACCAGCCUUAGACAACAGGGUCGUAUUCAGUAGUGCACAAAUGUAGCAAAACAUUUUGCAAUGGAAUACGAAGAAGUUCAGGUUGUCUCCUACACUGUUUCUGCCUGUUUUCUUCAUUUAGUUUCUUGUGAAUAUGUUUACUGAGCAGUGCCAUCACUGACCCCUGGUGGAGAAUACUCACACCUUAUGUUGACAUGACAUAAACAGUAUAGUGACCUAAAGAUGCACUAUGAAAGUGUAGUUAACUGUCAAGUCAUUUUGGCUGUAUGUAUGAUUUAUAUGAAACCACUUAGUUUUAGGCCAACAAUGUAUGCUUUUACUCGUUAGGUGUGGGGAGGCAUGCCACUUUCUGGACAAUGUUUGUCCAUUUAGGCCAGGGAUCCCUUUUGUCUCAAGCGCACCCUUAGAGGCAAAAGAUCUGUAUAGCCUCUUUAAUAUUACACCAUCCUAUAAUCACUAUCAACAGGGAUGCCGUACAGGUCUCUAAUGUGACCAUUAUUCAGUGCUGAAGCCUUUGACCAUAUGCCUUUGUCUGCUCAAUGAUAAGACGUCUUCUGAGGACGAGGUCAAUGCUUUAGUAAUGCCUUGUAUAUUCAGAAUUUACAUCACAACCAUGCAUUUACGUAGUGUAACAGAGGUUUGCGUGAGCAACUCUUAAUGGCAAAUUUGACCAAAUAACCAGCUGAAUAUACAGUAGGACUGACUACAGGUGUCUGUCUAACCACUUUGCUGCUAAUUGAACAUGAGAACAAAAAAUGUCCGUCCUGCUUGUAAACUACUGUGGUUGUCUUCUAUUUCUCUUCAUGCCAAUGACUUAUUUCAACACUUAGUUGUUUCCACCACACAAAGCUGAGUGUGAAUGACAGCUCAAACACAGUUGGAUGUUUGUCUACCCUUAUUCCAAACGGUGUCCUUAUUUUGUUCUGAAAAAGUAUGGAUCCUUGUACAUUUACAAUCAAAUGAUAAUGUAUUAAACGGUUUGAUUGGUUCAAGUCAGAUCACCUGUCCUUAACUUUUGCCAAGUUAUAGAUUUCCUGCCUCAAAGGAUUUUUAUACAUUGUGACAAGGGAUUUCCCCCCACAUCUCUAGUACUUGUUUAAAAAGUAAUUCUUCAGCUGUGAACACCUGCUGGAAUAAAAGCGUGACUUAAUGCCUGAGGAUUGGAGUGUCUAGAAACCACAAGUGACACCCAUUCACCCUCCUGUGUGCCUGGAGGAGGGGAGGGUUGCAACACAAAGAGCACAGAGCUGGGAGCUGAAUCAGGACCUGACCAAUGGUCCACUGCGCCAUCCAUCGCUUCAGCAUUUAGGAAGGAAUUCAUGACAGAAUUUUACACGGUUGGUGAAAAUAUUUACUUGUAAUUGUAUUGUGUUUAAUAAAUGAGCAAUUAUGCAGUUACAUUUC
This is a messenger RNA of Oncorhynchus keta (chum salmon), 4107 nucleotides long. Its product is annotated as squalene monooxygenase-like. The transcript is spliced from 11 exons. Gene Ontology annotation, molecular function: squalene monooxygenase activity; flavin adenine dinucleotide binding. NCBI's taxonomy places the organism in Eukaryota, Metazoa, Chordata, Actinopteri, Salmoniformes, Salmonidae. The record is from RefSeq and is a predicted model, not a curated record. Gene Ontology annotation, cellular component: endoplasmic reticulum; membrane. Bases 955 to 2664 code for a protein of 569 amino acids. Gene Ontology annotation, biological process: cholesterol metabolic process; sterol biosynthetic process.